Trematosphaeria pertusa is the source of this 3202-nucleotide messenger RNA. RefSeq names its product DUF917-domain-containing protein. Gene Ontology annotation, biological process: glutathione metabolic process. Bases 160 to 3108 code for a protein of 982 amino acids. The transcript has 5 exons. Gene Ontology annotation, molecular function: 5-oxoprolinase (ATP-hydrolyzing) activity. Gene Ontology annotation, cellular component: cytosol. The record is from RefSeq and is a predicted model, not a curated record. NCBI's taxonomy places the organism in Eukaryota, Fungi, Ascomycota, Dothideomycetes, Pleosporales, Trematosphaeriaceae.
GCCACGAGAGACCGUCUAGCAAAAGCACCUAGGCCUACGAACUGCCGCGGAUGUCGUCAGCCAUGCGGAUCCGGGGAAAAGGCUGCCGAAACCGGCCGAUAUGUGCGCCCAAAUACAGCCUGAUCCUGCUGCUCCUCAAAGAGGCUCGCCUAGGGAGAUAUGGUGCUUCCCGGGAACCACGCCAUCGGUGUUGACGUUGGGGGAACAAAUACAGAUGCCGUCAUUCUCCACAACCAACGCGUGCUCGCAUCGCACAAGACCCCGACUACACCCGACAUCCAGACCGGCGUUGAGCUUUCCAUCUGCCAGGUCAUCAACAAGGCCGCCAUUCCACGGUCAAGCAUCAACUCUGUGAAGAUCGGCACCACCCAGUUCGUCAACGCUGUCCUCGAGCAAGAUGCCAGCAAGCUCGACAGAGUUGCCGUCAUUCGACUCUGCGGACCCUAUUCUCAAGGCUCCCCGCCGUUCGCAGACUUCCCCACCGGUCUGCGCAAACUGGUAGAGGGACACUGCGGUUACGUCGACGGUGGGUACCAAGUGGAUGGACGACAGAUCUGCCAACUUAACCGCGUCCAGCUGGACCAGCAGGCUGCCAUCAUUAAGCGCAAGGGGAUCAGUGCCGUGGUCGUGGUGGGCAUAUACUCGCCCUCUGAUCCGUCUCAGGAGGAUGAGGCUGCAUCGUACCUUUCAGCUACCCUCGGCCCGAGCUACGAUAUCUCUUGCUCGCACCGCGUCGGAAAGCUGGGCUUCCUGGAACGCGAGAAUUCUACUAUUCUGAACGCGUCGCUUCGCCGCUUUGCUCGCCAUGUCAUCCGCGGUUUCGAGACCGCCGUCAAGAGCUUGGGGAAAUGCAGGCUGUACAUUACCCUUAAUGACGGGACGCUUUCCGCUUCCGAGGACGCGUCCUCCCUUCCCGUGCGAUGCUUCUCUUCGGGACCUACCAACAGUGCAAGGGGCGCUGCCUUUCUCGCAGAGAGCCAGCUACGGAAGGCCAGCGCGGAGGAUAGCGAGGUCUUGGUGGUAGAUGUCGGCGGCACUACGACCGACAUCUGUGCACUCCUAAAAAGUGGCUACCCGAGGCAGUCGGCGGCCUUUGUAAAGAUCGCGGGCGUGAGAACCAACUUUACCAUCCCGGACGUACACAGCAUCGCCCUUGGAGGUGGCUCAAUUGUGCGGGAAACAGACGGCCGAACUACUGUAGGACCCGACUCUGUUGGUUAUCGGCUGGAACAAGAAGGCCUCUAUUUCGGAGGCAGCACCUUUACCACGACGGACCUCAUCUUAACGAACGAGCGCACGAAGUCGAUCACCCCAGAAACCAGAAAGAAUGCCUUUGCCGAGAUCAAGAGGGCCAUCGAAAUUGCUAUUGACCAGGUUAAGACUAAAGCCGGAGACGCCACUGUUAUUCUUGUGGGCGGAGGCAGCAUCAUCCUGCCCUCCUCCCUAUUAGGUGUCUCUAAUCUUGUCCGUCCGAAGCACCUCGACGUCGCCAAUGCAGUAGGUGCUGCCAUCGGAAAGGUCAGCGGUGCUGUCGACAAGGUUGCCGUUCCGGGUGAGAAAACUAUGGACGAGCAGCUGGAAGAAGCUAAGGCAUUGGCCAUUAAGAGAUGUGUCGAGGCUGGCGGUAAGUUAGAGACGGCCGAGAUAGUCGAUGUUGAUGUCAUUCCGAUAUCGUAUGUCACUAACGGGGCGACGAGGCUGAUGGUCAGGGUCGUCGCGGACUUGAACGAGAGUCAGCAACUUAGCGCAGAUUUGAAAGAAGAUCCAGGUGGGAGGGACUACAUCGAGGGUGAAAACGAACCGGUAGACAGCCCGCACGCGUUCGACAUCAUGGACAAGCUUCGGAUACCGCACGAUCAAACAAGCGGCCUCAGCGACACCACGGAGAAAGCUUCAGGGUAUAAUGUCGAUACGCUAAUCGACGUCGCAACAUACCGUCCAAAUCUGAAAGGAGAUAUAUGGUACCUAUCCGAGACCGACCUGCAAUUCCUUCAAGACGGGACUGGCGUGCUCGGCGUUGGAAGUUGUGGCGAAGCGUACCCCAGCUACAUCGCAUGCCUUCAGCGUCUGCGCGCCGGCAAGCCCAUCACUAUUAGACGGCAAGACAGCAUUCGCGACGAUGCCGUUAUUAUAGGCGGCGGUUUCAUGGGCAGUCCUACCGUCUACCUGGAAAGAAUCCCCGGCGAGCAUGAGAUCACAAACGCCAUUCAAGCCGUCCUCCGCGCCACCAACCUCACCACCUUCGACGCCAUGAUCCCCAACGAAAUCGGCGGCAUCAACGCCUUCGAAGCCCUCCUUGCCUCCUCCCGCUUCGGUAAACCGACGCUCGACGCAGACGCCGUCGCGCGCGCAUACCCCUUCCUCUGGCAAACCGUCCGCUGUCUCAACGGCGUCUCCAUCGCUCCAUGUGCCGUAGCCGACGGAACAGGUUCCCAAACCGUGCUCCAGGAACAAAAUUCAUUCCAGCAUGCAGAGCAUGUGAUGCGACAGGCCUGCACAGACCUAGGGAGCCUUGCGGGGCUGUGCGUGAAUCCCCUUCGCGGGGACGAAGCGCGCACGCUGCCCAAGAACACGUUCAGCUGGGCGUGGAGCAUCGGGCGGAGCAUAGCGCUCUCGCGCCACCGCAAGCAAGACCCGGUGCAAAACCUCGUCGCCGAGCACAACGGUUCGCUCCUCUUCGCCGGCAAGAUCAUCUCCGUCACGCGGCACGUAUCGCGCGGCUUCACGCGCGGCAGCACCAGACUACAAUCUUUCGCCGAUGACGAGCCGUCCGCCUCGCCCUCCUACCUCGCCGUCGAGUUCGAGAACGAGAACCUGUCCGCGGUGCUGCAACGCCCUGGCGCGGAGGAUCGCUUGCUGGCUAUCUGCCCCGAUCUAAUCACGUUCUUGGAUCGGGCGAAUGGUGCGCCGCUAGGCGUGAGCGAUUACAAGUACGGUCUUCGGGUCAGUGUGGUUGCGCUGAGGGCGAACCCUGUGUGGACGAGUGAGAAGGGGCUGGCAGUGGGUGGACCGAAGGCUUUUGGAUUAGAUAUGCCAUAUGUGCCCGUGGGGAAGAGCGAGUAUGAGGCGCCGAAGAGCGUGUGGGAGAUUUUUGGAGAGAGUGGGUAGACUUGCGUAGAGCAUACAGUCUGGAGUUUACUUAGAAGCGUGCUUUAGAGAGGCAUGUAUGGGAGUUGAACGUCUGAAGAACGCGAGACAGAAA